AAUUAAAAUUAGAUGUUCCGAAUCCGCUAUCGCUUCUCAAACAUCUAACAACAUCCCAUUCGGGGUCACGUCAGAACGACCUUUUAGAUGUGAAUAAACAUUUCAGAAUUAGCCAAUCAGAUUCGAGUUUCUAAACCCGUCUCGGUUGAAGCAGAAAAAUGGCGUCGGAAGAAGUAAUGAAAAUGUUCAAUGUAAAUAAACUGAAGAAAGAGCAGGAAGAGAUACUUAAAUGCAUUAUGGACGGCAAGGAUUGUUUAGCCGUGUUACCAACAGGCUAUGGUAAGAGUUUACCAUAUCAACUGGUCAUCCCCCAACAGAGAGCGAUGGGAAAAGAGGCUCGGAAAAUUAUAGUAUGCUGCCCCUUGAUUGCCCUUAUGAAAGACCAAGUAGAAAGACUUUCCAAAAUACCAAACAUUCGGGCGAUAUAUAGAGAUGGUACCCAGGAAGCUGACCGCAUUAUUAGGGAAGGUGCUUUUGAUUACUUGUUUGGAUCCCCAGAGUUGCUUGUCGGUGAUAGCUCAUUCAGAGACCAGUUGCAUCAGUUUGGUGUAUCAACUAUUGUUGUUGAUGAGUUUCACACUAUAGCAUGCUGGGGCGAGAAGGAUGAUGAAGACAGGGCUGCAUUUAGGAAAUGGUUCAGCUACCUUGGGGAACUACGCUCCAUUUUCCCAUCUGCAUCAGUGUUGGCCCUUAGUGCAACGUGCACCCUUAAAAUUUCCAGAAGAGUCCGAAAGGUUUUGAAUCUUAAGGAAGACACAACAGAAAUUAGGCUAUCACCGGACAAACCCAACAUCAAACUUGCUGUGAAAAAAAUUGCCAAUUCUGUCGAGUUAGGAAUGGCCUGGAUGAUUGACAAGUUAGACUCUUUCCCCAGAACCAUUAUAUACUGCACCAGCAUUCGGGAUGUGUCGAAGUUGUAUAAUUAUAUCACUUCAGAAGUACCAAAUUGUUCAUCAUAUUGUGACAUGUUUCAUUCCGAGACACCCGAUUCAAAGAAGAAGAAAAUACUGGAUGACCUUUGCGAUGAAAACGGUUUCUUGAGAAUUGUCAUUGCUACCAGUGCCCUUGGAAUGGGGAUAGACAUAGUGAAAACGAACAAUGUUAUUCUAUAUGGAGCUCCAAAGCAAUUAGUGGAGGUCAUUCAGGAGAUUGGACGUGUAGGACGGGAUGGAACUCCAGCACUUGCCUUACUCCUUUAUAAUUCGUACCAUUUAAGGAAAGCGGAACAGGAGGUGAAGGAUGUGUUUAUUUCAGAAAGUUGCAGGAGAAAGGUACUUCUGAAACCUUUUGUUAAAGAAAGUGAACUUGGUUUAUUACAAGAGCCACACCAUACAUGCUGUGACAGAUGUGCGUUAUCGUGCAAAUGUAAUAACUGCCAGAAGGAUGUUUUUCUUCUUGAGAAGAUGUUACAAGAUGAACCAUCAGCCUCAGACAGUGACACAAACAGUGAUUCUACUGAACUAUAUGAUGAUGAUGCCGAACUUUUAAUGGAGUCAGACAUAGAAUUUGAAUAG
Messenger RNA from Saccostrea cuccullata (small rock oyster), 1514 nucleotides. Its product is annotated as ATP-dependent DNA helicase RecQ-like. The record is from RefSeq and is a predicted model, not a curated record. The transcript is spliced from 3 exons. Gene Ontology annotation, biological process: double-strand break repair via homologous recombination. Gene Ontology annotation, molecular function: nucleic acid binding; four-way junction helicase activity; ATP binding. The coding region runs from base 159 to 1514 and encodes 451 amino acids. Gene Ontology annotation, cellular component: chromosome; cytoplasm; nucleus. NCBI's taxonomy places the organism in Eukaryota, Metazoa, Mollusca, Bivalvia, Ostreida, Ostreidae.